UCUUGGUAAUUCGGACACUUGAUAAUUCGGACAGCGCGGUAAUCCGGACACCAAAACGUUUUCUAUUGAAGUCUCUGUAAUCCGGACACCACGUAUUCAUGUACCUCUAAAAUUCGGACACUUCUUUAUUUUCCAGUGAAUAUGCUGAAAUAAAAAGGAAUUCCGUUAUUUUUUAUUUUAUUUUAUAAAGGGGACUCCCCUGCUAACUACUUUGCGUGAAUAGUGCGUUUAAGUGCUCGUCAGGCUCCUAGUUCAUAUUCAUAAGCAUAUUUGCGUAACGUGUAGUUCAGUAGCUAAUUUCAAACAUUAACUCCAUAAUUUCUUUAACUGUGGACUGUAUAAAUUUAACUAUGGCACCAGCAGCUAAGAAAAAACAUACGUUUUUAACGAUAGACCAGAAAAAAGAAGUUCUUAAGAAACUAAGUGAAGGACAGUCAAUUCGACAGCUAGCUGUGCAAUACAAUGUAGGUAAAUCUACAAUUUCGGACAUAAAAUCAAGUGGAUUAAAGAUUGAUAGUUACAUUGCUAGAACAGAAUGUGGCCUUGGAAAGCAUAAAACUAUGCGACCUGCGGAGUUUGAAAAGAUGGAAGACCACUUGUAUAAAUGGUUUGUAAACGCAAGACGAAACAAUGCACCGAUUUCCUCGGAAAUCAUCAAAGAAAAGGCCAAACAAUUCUGUUCCCAAAUUUACGGACAAAGUGUGGAAUUUGUGGCUGGUAAUGGUUGGUUUAGUAAUUUUCGCUCCCGAUAUGGAAUUAAAUUCUUAAAAAUAUCUGGCGAAAAACUUUCCAAUGAUUCUACUGCUGUGCAACCCUUUAUUGAAAAAUUGCGAAAGAAAAUUGCAGGAAUGGGCAUUACGUAUGAUCAGGUUUAUAAUGCAGAUGAGAUUGCUUUGUUUUGGAGAAAACUUGCAGAAAAAAACCUUGCAUUGCAUAAUGAAAAAUCCGCACCCGGGCGCAAAAUUGGAAAAGAAAGAGUAACACUUCUAGUUUGCUGUAAUGCAACCGGAGAACAUAAACUUCCAUUAUUCAUGAUAGGGAAAGCCAAAAACCCCAGAGCGUUUAAAAAAGUAAACUUUCCGCUUGGGUACUCCCAUACCAAAAAUGCUUGGAUGACAGAGCAAAUCUUUAAAAAUUGGUUUGAAAACUCAUUCGUUAAAGAAGUAAAGCGUUACUUAAAGGAAAAGAAUUUACCAGCCAAAGCCAUUUUACUGCUAGACAAUGCAACUUGUCAUCCCCAAUCACUGUCGGAUGCCGAUAAGGACAUAUAUGUUAUGUUUUUGCCACCAAACUGCACGGCUCUUAUACAGCCAAUGGACCAAAAUGCUAUCCGAAUUUUAAAGACAAACUAUCGGAAGAGUUUUUUGUCUCUACUUUUGUCCAGCCCAACGAGCAAUCUCCCGGAAUCUUUAAAAAACUUUACAUUAAAAGAUGUGGCUUUUUUAUCGUCUAAUGCUUGGAAAAAUGUGGGUGAACGCGUGCUCAGAAAAUGUUUUAACAAAAUUCUUUAUGACGAAGAAUGGGACUCAGAUGAUGAUUUGCCUCUUGCGAUGCUACGGCCCAGCAGCUCAACUAAAAUAAUUGAUCUUCUUGUUGAAAUAUCCCCUGAUGUAUAUAAUGAUAACGAGAUUACUGAGUGGUUGAAUGACGACACUGAUUUCGAUAUCAACGAGAUUGAGGAAGAAGAUAACGAGAACAGCCGUCUUGACGAAAAUGAAAGUCAAGAUCGUAAAAUUUCGCACUCUCAAGCUAUUGUCGCGUUUGAUAGUUGUAUUAAAUAUGCAGAGGAACAGGAAUUUUCAUCCGGAGACAUUUUAAAACUUGUGAGUCUCAGAGAUAUUGCCUUCAGAAAGAGAAAUGAAACAAAAUUGCGGCAAACGAAUAUAUUGAAUUAUUUUACGGCCGAAUAAAAACUAAUAUAUGUACAUAUAACUCAUUGAAUAUUAAUCAAUUUAAGAUUAAAUAAAAGUUUAUUUCAUUUAA
This is a messenger RNA of Anastrepha ludens (Mexican fruit fly), 1983 nucleotides long. Its product is annotated as jerky protein homolog-like. Gene Ontology annotation, cellular component: nucleus. The record is from RefSeq and is a predicted model, not a curated record. Bases 351 to 1910 code for a protein of 519 amino acids. Gene Ontology annotation, molecular function: DNA binding. The transcript has 2 exons. Lineage: Eukaryota; Metazoa; Arthropoda; Insecta; Diptera; Tephritidae.